GACCCUCCGCCGCGCCGCCUCUCCACAAAAGAGCCCAGGCCCGGCCCGGCGGCUCGCAGCGGUGGCGGCCCGGCGGGGCUCUUUGUUCGCCGGUCGGGCGGCCCGGGAGCAGCAGGCGGCGCAGGCGGACGGAGAGGCGGGCCGGUGGGCGGCGCAGAGCAGGAGAGAGCCGCGGCCGGCGGGCAUGAAGGGGCGGCGGGGCGCCCUGUCCCGCUCCGCCGUCCUCCCGCAGCGCCCUCCGCAGUGAGCCUCGGCGGGGGCUCCCGGUCGUCCUCCUGCGGUCCAUGGCGGCGGCCCCCGGGCGGGGAUGGCGGGGCCGGUGGGCGUAGGCAGCCCCCCGGGCGCCAUGGCGGAGUGGCGGCAGUGCGGGCGCUGGCUGAUCGACUGCAAGGUGCUGCCCGCCAACCACCGCGUGGUCUGGCCCUCGGCCGUGGUCUUCGAGCUGGCGCAGGCGCUGCGGGACGGCGUGCUGCUCUGCCAGCUGCUGCACAACCUCUCGCCCGGCUCCGUCGACCUCAAGGACAUCAACUUCCGUCCGCAGAUGUCGCAGUUCCUUUGCCUGAAGAACAUCCGGACUUUCCUGAAAGUGUGCCAUGACAAGUUUGGCCUCCGGAACAGCGAGCUCUUCGACCCCUUCGACCUCUUCGACGUGCGGGACUUCGGAAAAGUCAUCUCAGCGGUUUCCAGGCUUUCCCACCACAGCAUUGCCCAGAACAAGGGAAUCAGGCCCUUCCCUUCAGAGGAGACCACCGAAAAUGAGGAUGAUGUCUACCGCAGCUUGGAAGAACUGGCGGACGAGCACGAUUUGGGAGAGGACAUUUACGAUUGCGUCCCGUGUGAAGAUGAAGGCGACGACAUCUACGAAGACAUCAUCAAAGUGGAGGUGCAGCAGCCCAUGAAAAUGGGCAUGACAGAAGAUGACAAGAGGAACUGCUGCUUGUUAGAAAUCCAAGAAACAGAAGCCAAGUACUACAAGACACUGGAGGAGAUCGAGAAGAACUACAUGAAUCCAUUAAGGCUGAUCUUGACUCCACAAGACAUGGGAGCCAUAUUCAUCAACUUGGAGGACCUUAUUAAAGUGCACUUCAACUUUCUCAGAUCCAUCGAUGUCUCCAUGAUGGCUGGUGGAAGCACCUUGGCCAAAGUUUUUCUUGAAUUCAAAGAAAGGCUUUUGAUCUAUGGCGAGUACUGCAGCCGGAUGGAGCACGCACAGACUACCCUGAAUCAUCUCAUGGCCAACCGAGAGGACGUACGGCAAAAAGUUGAGGAAUGUACCCUGAAGGUCCAGGAGGGGAAGUUCAAGCUCCAAGAUCUGCUGGUGGUGCCGAUGCAGAGAGUCCUGAAGUAUCACCUCCUGCUCAAAGAGCUGCUCAGCCACUCGUCCGACCGGCCAGAGAAGCAGCAGCUGAAGGAAGCGUUGGAGGCCAUGCAGGACUUGGCCAUGUUCAUCAAUGAAGUCAAACGGGACAAAGAAACCUUGAAGAAAAUAAGCGAAUUCCAGAGCUCCAUCGAAAACCUGCCGGUGAAGCUGGAAGAGUACGGGCGGCCAAAGAUCGACGGGGAGCUGAAGGUCCGGUCCAUCAUCAACCACACAAAGCAGGAUCGGUAUUUGUUUUUGUUUGAUAAAGUGGUGAUUGUCUGCAAAAGGAAAGGCUACAGCUACGAGCAGAAAGACAUCCUGGAGCUGCUCUGUUACAAGAUGACCGAUGACCCCACCAACAACAAGGACAUCAAGAAGUGGUCUUAUGGCUUCUACCUCACUCACCUUCAAGGCAAGCAGGGGUUCCAGUUCUUUUGCAAGACGGAAGAGAUGAAACGGAAGUGGAUGGAGCAGUUUGAAAUGGCCAUAUCCAACAUCAAGCCCGAGAAAGCCACGGCGAACAACCACCAGUUCCAGAUGUUCACCUUUGACAAGACCACCAACUGCAAAGCCUGCAAGAUGUUUCUAAGGGGAACCUUCUACCAAGGCUACCAGUGCCUGAAGUGCAAGGCGGGCGCCCACAAGGAGUGCCUGGAGGUCAUCCCACCCUGUAAAUUCAGUUCUCCUGCUGAGCAGGAAUCACUGAAUCUAGGCCCUAAAAUGGUGGCCCUCCAGAAUUACCAUGGCAACCCGGCUCCACCAGGGAAACCUGUGUUAACUUUCCAAAUGGGCGAAGUGAUUGAGCUGCUCCGAGGGGAACCGGAUUCCCAGUGGUGGGAGGGGAGGCUCAUCGUGUCCAAGAAAUCUGGCUAUUUCCCCAGCUCGUUGGUCAAGCCUUGCCCAGUGGACGCGCGGCCUCCCAGCAGCCGCCCUCCUUCACGAGAGAUGGACUACUCCACGUACCCCUGGUUUGCAGGCAACAUGGAGAGGCAGCAGACGGACAACCUCCUGAAGCAGCACGCCAGCGGGACCUACCUGAUCCGGGAGAGGCCAGCAGAAGCCGAGCGUUUUGCCAUCAGCAUCAAGUUCAAUGACGAGGUCAAGCACAUUAAAGUGGUUGAAAAAGAUAACUGGAUCCACAUCACAGAAGCCAAGAAGUUUGAAAGCCUCUUGGAAUUGGUGGAGUACUAUCAAGCCCAUUCACUGAAGGAGAGCUUCAAACAGCUGGACACAACGUUAAAGUAUCCCUACAAAUCCCGGGAACGCUCAGCCUCAAGAACCUUGGCUCGAUCCCCAGCUGCCUGCGCUUCCUACAAUUUUUCCUUUCUCAGUCCUCAGGGCCACCACUUCACUUCUCAGAAUCCCUCCACUCCUUUUUGGUCAGUCUUCACCCCUCGGGCCAUCGGGACUGCAGUGGCCAGGUACAACUUUGCUGCCCGGGACAUGCGGGAGCUCUCCCUGCAGGAAGGGGACGUGGUGAAGAUCUACAGCCGGAUCGGCGGGGACCAAGGCUGGUGGAAGGGGGAGGCCAACGGCCGAAUUGGCUGGUUCCCUUCGACCUACGUGGAGGAGGAGGGGGUGCAGUGAUGCCCAGACUGGCAGGAGCUACUGUCUCCAAGGGCAGCCCCGGCCGUCUCUGGGCCUCCGAGGGAAACUGGACUGUUCUUCCAGCACCGAGGAGAGAGCCCACUCCCCAGCCCGUGGGCGUGAGUGCAUGAGGGGAAUGUGCAGCAGUGGGGCUGGAGGAACGUGGGCGCAUGGGCAAGGCACGGCUGCUUCUCUCCUUCUGAUUUCCUGGCACGGAAGAGCCAAAUGGCAUUUGCAGAAAACCACGAAGCCUCUGGGGAAGGCAGGCUGGACCGAUGGCCUGGCCAGAAGCAGCGGCACUACAAAGCCUUCUGAGGUGUGGAAGAUGGGCUUGGUGGUGUCUGAUGCUUGGGUGGGAUACUAGAAGAGAUGCUUCUCUAGGAUUUGGGAGCAUGCUGCCAAGAGUGCCCUUGGCUUAGGGGUUUUUUGGGGGGUGGGGGUGGGGAGUUUCUGCAAGUCCUGGUGUCCACUGUGGCCGUGGGCCACCUGAAGCGGCCCUAAAUGUGAGUGGGCCCCUUUGUGGUUGAGGAGAGAAUCCAUCCAGUUACCAAGUGAGCAUCCCCAGAAUUGCUGGGAUUCUUCCUGAGCCUGCCUUGAAUUUGGGACUGCAAUGCAAACAUCUGGCUGGAGAGAAGGAAGCACGAGAGAGACGUGGGCUGCACCCCACGGCUGCCUCUCCCUCUGGCUUGUGGGUCUUUCCUCCAUCAGUGCUGGGAACCUGUCUGAGCCGGCUGCCAGAACGGACCCCGAGGCCUCCAGGAGCCUCGGCCAGUCGCACAUCCAGCUUGGCCCGGCAUCGCUUGGCCUCCUCAGGGCCUGCUGGCUCCUGCUGCUGCCCUCUGCAUUCCUCAGGAAGCCUUUGCCUUAUUGCUCAUCCUGCUGGCAAAACAGUUCCCAUCCAUCCAGAGCUGGAGGAGCUUCUGCUGGGAGAAGAGGCGGCCAAAGAGGAUUAGCGUCCGGUAGAACAGGCGCCGUCCCCACGGCUGCCACAGAUGCACGCAGAUCCCCUGCAGGGAUCUCUCCAGCAUUCGGCUCCCCACCCCCCAGCCCCAAAACAUCUGGGGAGCUGCUGCAAAGGUGGAAUCUCUCUGCCUUUGGGACUUUGGGGAGAUGAAGGCCAUAAGUUGGUUUAACUUUCCCUUCCAAACAUGCCUCAAGGAGCUCUCUUGAGCACUGAGCCGCUUCCCCGGCUUGCAAAGGGCUUUGGGGCCAGGGGGCUGCUUGUGGGGCAGGAGCUUGGCUUUUCUGGUGGGGGCAGAGGCCAAGGUCUCCCAGAGGCUGCCGAGGCCAUCUGCUGCUGCCCCGAGAUUGGCACAGCAGCCCCUCCGCUUGCCCACCCCCAGCAGAUCUGCGCUUGGAUGCCCAAGCGCAGGCCUGAGCCCACAGUAGAUUUGCCUCCAUUUGAGGUUUGCCUGAAAUCAGCCUCAAACUUUAAAAUCCUCUUGGCUUUUCCCAGCUGCUUCUGUCCUUUGCAGACAGCCUAGCAAAGCAAGCAUUCCCUGACAUGGGUGCCCCUCCAGAAAUGGGGCUGGCCCUGGGUCAGGGAGCAGAGGGACCUUUCAGUCGUUUCCCUUUUCAUGUAGGGAAAUAGCUACGUGUGGUAGAGAGAGGCAGAAAGACACACAGACAGACAGAGAGAGCUCAACGAAGUUGAUCAGCAGCAGCUGGGUGGGAUCCCCAGCUAGAACCCGUUGGGUCAUCAAGCAAAUCGCCCUAGGGAGGAGGGAGCUCAGCUGCCCUUCCCACUUAGAUUGAAGCCACUGGGGCCGGGGUGUGUGUGUGUGUAGGUAGGAGAAAGGAAAGAAAGUCGGUCUGGCUUGCGAAAACCCCAGUGACCACUAGAUAGCCUAAGAGGGACUGUUUGUCUUCUCUUUGCUGCUCUCUAGGCCUUGCCUGGAGUUCUGCAGCCUGGGUGGGAUUCCGUGCUCUGAGCUGGGACCCAGAGAUGCUUUGCAGAACCAGAGCAGAGAAAUAUGCUGCUCGCAUCUCCCUGGACCGCUCCCCAGUUCCUCCCGAAGCCAAGAGAGGGUUAGCAAGAGGCAUGAAGGCACCAGGGAGGGCCCACCGCAGCACACCCGGUGCCAGAAGGGAGCCCGUGCAGCAUCUUCCUAACUGGCCCCUUUCCCCUCUUGGAGACGGCCUCUCCCAGCCUGUGCUGCAGAUGGGGCAGAGGCCACCAGGAGAAGGCCAGGCUUGAAGCAUCUGCAUCUUUCCCCUCUUUCUGGAGCCCUCCAGAAUCCCCCCAGUGGAUGCAGUGGGGGGAAGUGGGGGAGGACCAGAAGGAGACGGUGACCCCAUCUGGAGAAGGACAAGCGAAAGAAAGGCAACCACCCAGUCUCCACCAGGCAGGUUUGCCUGUUCUGUGAACUGGGUGAGGGAAGUGCUGGGCCAGGACUGGGAGGCCGGGGCUGAAGCCCACUCCUGGCUGAGUGAGCCCCGGGAGACGAGGCCACCUGCGCAGGGUUGUUGUGGAGAAAAGCCAGUGCUGUGGGGCUGCCUCUGUUGCAGACGCCACUUGUCUGAGCACGUGCAGAAGUUCAGCCCUUACAGAAGUCCAUCCGUACGUUUGGAAAACGAGGUUAAGCAAGAGGAAGACUGAAAAGAGGCGUUUCUU
Messenger RNA from Notechis scutatus (mainland tiger snake), 5561 nucleotides. RefSeq names its product vav guanine nucleotide exchange factor 2 (gene VAV2). Gene Ontology annotation, biological process: cell migration; regulation of GTPase activity; intracellular signal transduction. The record is from RefSeq and is a predicted model, not a curated record. Gene Ontology annotation, molecular function: guanyl-nucleotide exchange factor activity; protein binding. Lineage: Eukaryota; Metazoa; Chordata; Lepidosauria; Squamata; Elapidae. Gene Ontology annotation, cellular component: cytoplasm.